Messenger RNA from Brassica napus (rape), 1916 nucleotides. RefSeq names its product E3 ubiquitin-protein ligase APD2-like. The transcript has 2 exons. Bases 16 to 441 code for a protein of 141 amino acids. NCBI's taxonomy places the organism in Eukaryota, Viridiplantae, Streptophyta, Magnoliopsida, Brassicales, Brassicaceae. The record is from RefSeq and is a predicted model, not a curated record.
UUCGGUGGAUGGUACAUGGCGCUAUCCACCACCGCUAGAUUGGUGGUUUAUAUAACGUUUUUGGGGACUAUAAUGUUCCUUAUAUUUUUGAUAUUGAAAUCUCUGAACGAUUGUGAUACGGAAGAUGAUGACAUGGAGAGUUUACCAUUGGUAGCAGGACAAGAAGUAGUCACCAUCUGGACGCCGUUGGUCUACGAGCCGUCGGGGGUAACGGGGAACAGAGAUUUUGAAACGGCGUCGUUUAGCUCCGCUGAGGAUGUGGACUACUCGACAUUGUGUGUAAUAUGUUUCGAGGAACGAAGAAACUGUUUUUUCGUACCGUGCGGUCACUCUGCCACUUGUAAGGGAUGUGCUCUGAGGAUCAUGUCGGAAGAAAACAAGGUGUGUCCGAUUUGCCGGAGGGUGAUACGCAAAUCUAAGAGAUUACCGCUGAAUCUUUGAAGGUUGUUGCUAUUUCCUAACCACCAUUUUUGUCUCAUGAUCCCAAGAAAAGUUUUCAAUCAUCAUGUGUGAUCAUUGUUCACAACAUUUGUUUAAGGAAAUGAUAUGCCCAUGAGAGUUUACAUAUCAAGAAAGAAGAAGCAGAGGACAGAAGAGGGAGUGAAGAAUUGAUGAUGAUCUGGCAAUUUGGUUGAAUUUUAGCCAAUAAGAAUAUAUUGAGUCGGCUGUAAAGGAGCCUUGAGAUAUAAAAGGAACUUGUGAGUUAGUUAGGGAGGUUAUGCAUUUGGAGUGAAUGCUAAUGGCUUGAUUCUCUGGGUGUAGAGAUUCAAGAGUGGUGGUCUUCAAGCUUAUACGCUUGGACUUGUGUUCGUGGUUUCCUAUCAAUAAGAUUGGAGUGUUCUUAUCAAGGAACCAUUUGCAACAGUAUAUAGAAUGACAGUAUUAAACCAUUUUAGAUGAAAACCUUAGUCUUUUUCUCAGAUAACAACAUAUUGCAUCAUUUGAAGGCCACAUCAUUGUAGAUAUAUCACUAUCAUAUGUUUGAAUACGGAUAACAACGCAAUAGCAACAGUGACACCAACCACUACACUAAACCAGUACAUUAUCAAAUUGUUGUUUUGUUUGAUCUAAGAGCGGUGAAACUAUUAAAGUUCAUAAAACUUACUUUCACAAUGCCAAUUGCCAAGUAUGAACCAUAAGGAAACUUGAAAAAAUCUAUAACCCGCACGCACAUGACACGACACAACUAUGAGUAAAAAUACAUAACCUAAGCAACAAGCAAGAAUUACUAUUAUUGUCCUUGAGAUUACAUUGGUGAUGCACUGAUCCUAAGAGCAUAAUUAUUGGGGGUUCUUAGGAUGAGAUUCUUAACCGGUUUUUUUGGUUAAAAGUUAAGAGACGGGUUCUUAUAUUCUACUAAGAACCCAACCCUAAAAACCUCCCAACAAUCAUGCUCUAAGAGCCUUAUAGUCCUUUUCGUACUAGAAGAUUUAUAUACAUUCUCAUUGUGAGAAUGGGUCACUCGAGCCCUCAAGUUUUCUUUAUUAGGGAGAAAUCAUUUGGAUCGUUGUUCUCCUGCUAGAUCUCGAGGAUUGGUGGUUCUAUAGCCUGAUUAAGAACGAAACUGCAAGUUUUUGGGUCUAAUUCUAGCUGAGUUUUAGUUCAUCAAGACAAAUAGUAUUUAUACACUAUACAAUACACCUCUUAUUGUCAUAAGGGCUUUGAUAGAGAGCUGUUGGUUCCAAAACAAAUCUGAUAUGCAAUGCUUUGAUUUGUACCUCUUUUCCUUUUUCUUUCAUUUGGUUUUGUACCACACUAAAAAACAACGACUUUGAAUAAAAAGAACAAGAUAACGACAGUGUCUAAAAAAGGAAUGACAUCACUCAGCAUGUCAACCAUUGGAUUAAAAAAUGAUAUAUCCAUCAUCUAAAAAUCCUAUAAAUCUCAGCCGUUGGAUCAAAUCGUUAACCUGACUU